AUGGUAGACAAAAGGCCCAAGGAAGAUGUCAAGACUGAGAACGUCAAUCAUAUUAAUUUGAAGGUGGUGGGGCAGGAUGGUCCUGUGGUGCGGUUUAAGAUUCAGAGGCAUACACCACGUAGUAAACUAAUAAAAGCCUAUUGUAAAAAAAAAACGGAGAUGGAAGAUGAAGAUACAAUUGACAUAUUCCAGCAGCAAGAUGGAAGUGUCUACUAA
Molecule: messenger RNA, 216 nt
Organism: Dama dama (fallow deer)
Lineage: Eukaryota; Metazoa; Chordata; Mammalia; Artiodactyla; Cervidae
Product: small ubiquitin-related modifier 2-like
Exons: 3
Coding region: 1-216 (71 amino acids)
Biological process (GO): protein sumoylation
Cellular component (GO): nucleus
Molecular function (GO): ubiquitin-like protein ligase binding; protein tag activity
Source: RefSeq, a predicted model, not a curated record